Molecule: messenger RNA, 2300 nt
Organism: Rhodamnia argentea
Lineage: Eukaryota; Viridiplantae; Streptophyta; Magnoliopsida; Myrtales; Myrtaceae
Product: wall-associated receptor kinase-like 1
Exons: 3
Coding region: 27-2300 (757 amino acids)
Biological process (GO): cell surface receptor signaling pathway; protein phosphorylation
Cellular component (GO): plasma membrane
Molecular function (GO): polysaccharide binding; ATP binding; protein serine/threonine kinase activity
Source: RefSeq, a predicted model, not a curated record
UGCCUUUCUCCGUAAGUGUUAGGUUCAUGGACAUUGCAAUCGUGAAAAUCAUGUCCAACUCGGUUCUUCAAGUCCUUUUCCUUUUGGUUUCCCUCGCGGCACGAGCAUCAGGAGCUGCACUUGGUCUUGCAAGGCCUAACUGUUCUGAAACAUGCGGGAACGUCGUCAUUCCCUUCCCCUUCGGAUUAGGAGCUGGGUGUUUCCUGGAUGACUGGUACGAGAUCGUCUGCCAGCAAAACAACACGCUUCCCAUUCUAAACAAGAUUGGGCUGCGCGUCCUCAACAUUUCACUCCCCUUUUACAGGGAACCUUACAGUGAAUUUGGAGGUGAAUACACGAACGGCAUGAUUAGCGUCAGUGUUCCAGUAAUUUACUCAAAUGCAAGCUGCAGGGGGGACGGAGUUGGUAUGCCGGUGAGCCUCGAAGGAAGUCAGUUUGUCUUCUCCCAGACGUCGAACGUCUUUGCGUCAGUUGGUUGCAACACCGUGGCAAUCGUGAAGAGUACAGAAUCAGCUGUUGUCGGUUGCAGGUCGAAAUGUGCUGGAACCAACAUUAGCCGGUAUAGUGCUUGUUCUGGGAGGGGUGGAUGCUGCUACACUUCGCCCCCCUCUAACCUGCAGCGCUUUGAUGUGGAAUUCAAAGAGGAAGGCGGACACCAAGGGUGCCAGUACGCUUUCCUGGCAGAUAUAUCAUGGUUCUCGAGGUCUGACUCUGUAGAUUUAUAUGAUUUGAGACUGAAUAAUACGGUUCCAGUGGUGUUGGAAUGGGGAAUUGCAAACAAUACCAACUAUGCGCUUGAGCUUAUGGGGCGAGAAUACUGGAGCAUCUGCAACGCAAAUAAUCAAUAUGAAAGUGAAAUGCCAUUUAUGCAGUGCCUCUGCCGUCCGGGGUUCGGCGGUAACCCCUAUCUUAUUGGAGGAUGCCGAGAUAUCAACGCAUGUCCAGAUCCAAAUCAAACUCUUUGCCCUAAUGGCUGUGUCGACCUUCUGGGCGGCUAUGACUGCGUCCCCGACAAUGGAACAACUGAUGGUAGAAGGACCGAUGUUAAAAAAGGAGCAACCUUCUUUGUUAUCCGCAUCGGAGCAGGCCUUGGAGCGCUAGGAGAUUUGUUGCUUUUCUCAUGGUGGUUGUACAGACUCAUCAAAAAGAGGAGAGAAACUAAGCUCAAAGAGAAGUACUUUAAACGAAACGGUGGUCUUUUGUUGCAACAACAGCUGUCUUCACCCGAAGGCAAUGUUGAGAAGAGCAAAUUAUUCAAUUCCAAGGACUUGGAGAAGGCCACGGAUCGUUUCAACAAGGAUAGGAUACUAGGGCAAGGUGGACAGGGUACUGUUUACAAAGGAAUGUUAACAGACGGAAGGAUAGUUGCUAUCAAGAAAUCAAAAGUGAUAGACAAGGAAAAGGUCGAACAAUUCAUCAAUGAGGUGGUCAUUCUCUCGCAAAUCAAUCAUAGGCAUAUUGUUAGACUAUUAGGUUGCUGCUUGGAGACGGAAAUUCCUCUCUUAGUGUAUGAAUUCAUACCAAAUGGGACGUUGUACCAAUGUCUACAUGACCCAAAUGAGCAAUUUCAAAUGCCAUGGGACAUGCGCCUACGAGUUGCAACUGAAAUCGCUGGAGCCUUAGCCUACUUGCAUUCUGCGGCUUCUAUACCCAUUUAUCAUCGAGAUAUCAAGUCCACCAAUAUUCUCAUGGAUGAGAAAUAUCGGGCAAAAGUAGCAGAUUUCGGCACUUCCAAGUCAGUUUCUCUCGAUCAAACUCACGUAACCACAUUGGUGCGGGGGACUUUCGGAUACUUGGAUCCAGAGUACUUCCAAACAAGCCAAUUUACAGACAAAAGCGAUGUGUACAGCUUUGCAGUGGUCCUUAUCGAACUCUUGACGGGGCGAAAGCCAAUCUCUCGGCUGGAGGAAGAAGAAGGAAGAAACCUCGCGGCGUACUUUAUGAUCUCUAUGGAAGAAGAUUCUGCGUUCGACAUGGUUGAUGCUCAAGUUUUGGAGGAGGGUACGGAAGAAGAGAUUGCAGCAGUUGCUGACCUCGCAAGAAGGUGCUUAAACUCAAUUGGGAGGAACCGGCCGACGAUGAAGGAAGUGGCAAUGGAGUUGGAGCGAAUAAUGAAACUCCGAAAUCCGUUGGAUUUCCAACAGAAGCGAAGUACUUCGGAUUUCCUGCAAGAUCAAGAAGACGUCGAGGCCACCGAAUCUCACGACACUAGUUUCACAUCUAGCGAGUCUUAUCAUGUGGACUUGGAUGUAACAACAUUCUCCGAUGUGCAGCCAUUCGCACAUUGCGAAACAUGGUAA